This is a messenger RNA of Metopolophium dirhodum (rose-grain aphid), 709 nucleotides long. RefSeq names its product coiled-coil-helix-coiled-coil-helix domain-containing protein 7. NCBI's taxonomy places the organism in Eukaryota, Metazoa, Arthropoda, Insecta, Hemiptera, Aphididae. The coding region runs from base 354 to 596 and encodes 80 amino acids. The record is from RefSeq and is a predicted model, not a curated record. The transcript has 3 exons.
AUUUACAUUUUUACAUUCACAAAUCCGGUCUUAUCUCUAUUGUUUUUGUUAUCACUUACUUCGUAAUCACCACAAUUUGGUUAUCUUAGUUUGAUAAGAAAUAUAUUAUUAUAUCUCAAGUCAUAAGUCGAUUGUCGAUGGCCGUCGGCUGAUACAAUUUAUACUAAAAUAAAAAUAGUAAACAUAAUAUUGUAAUAAUAUAAUACUUAAUAGUUAAAAUUUAAAUAUUAUAUUUAUCAACUCACGACUCCCUAGAAUAAAGCAUGUUUUAAUAAUAAUUAUACCUCUACAGCUCAGCUCUACAUCUUACACAUUGACCUUUAAUAAGAUCAUCUCGUUGAAUUGUAAUUAAAAUGUCAGAAGCUAAAAAUGGAGAUUCAAAUCCUUGCUUGCAGGAACAAAGAUUAUCAUUCAAAUGCUUGCAAGAUAGUUUUGGAGAUAAAUCCCAAUGUGAACCGCAAAUAGAAAAUUACAAAGACUGCAAAACAUUUUGGUACAAUAUUUAUAAAGAAAGGAAAAACAACAAAAUAAGGCCAUACAUGCCAUCAUUAGAAGAACGGAUAAAAAUUAAGAAGGAAUACAUGAAUGGUCAUUAAAACAUGAACAAUGUUAUAACUAAUAAUAUGUUUAUUAUAAUAUAUUAUUAUUGUUUACUAUAAUAUUAUCUAUCUAUUUUUUGUGUUCAUAAAUAUAUGGUAAUAACUUAUAA